Molecule: messenger RNA, 2634 nt
Organism: Cladophialophora yegresii CBS 114405
Lineage: Eukaryota; Fungi; Ascomycota; Eurotiomycetes; Chaetothyriales; Herpotrichiellaceae
Exons: 1
Coding region: 1-2634 (877 amino acids)
Source: RefSeq, a predicted model, not a curated record
AUGGGUUCUACCUUCUCCAACGUGCUUCGAUCUUUGCAGGAUCAACUCGCCCCUUCCGGUGCACCUGCCCAGAACCAGUAUCCGCACAGCAGCACCUCCUCUCCAGCAGCCGGUUAUGUUCCACCUCAGAACUUUCAAGCUCCACGAUCGAACAGUUCUCUUGGUCCGCUCCAGGGGCCGGCGUACGGAGCUUCUCCUGCCCAGAACCAGUAUGGGAUCAGCAACACUUCCUCUCCAGCACCCGGUUGUGUUCCACCUCAGAACUUUCAAGCUUCCCAGCCGAACAGUUUUCUCGAUGCCCUCCAGGCGCCUGUGUACGGAGCCUCUCCUGCUCAGACGGGGUAUCCACCUUAUCAGUAUCCGAAUCCGUCUUCAGCCAGCCAAUUUCUCCAACCAUUAAUACAACCUGCUGCUUCCUGGACCUCGCCGUGGCUCCAAUACCCGCUUCGACCUGUAUCUGGGCCCCCAGUGAAGCCAAUCUCGCCAAAACUAAACCCUCCUCAACCGCAUAUUCCAGAGAGGCCAUCGAGCAGUAAUCGAGGAUGCGUGACUGACCCGCUGAUAGAAGGUUUUAAUAAGCUGGCCGUUAACUUGCAGCCCUCAGGCUACGCAAGAGGCAAAAAUGGCCACGAUGCCGAUGCCGAGCCACGGUAUCAUUCUUUCCGCCUUACACGGCUGCCGCCCGCAGGUGACUCUUUCCGGCUCAUCGAGUUCGGUCCAGUUCCGACACCGCAGAGCCCGAUAUCAUGUAAAUUGCACACAGUCAGUCUACGGAACCACCCAGAGUACAUUGCUCUGUCAUAUCCGGUCAGUGUAAGCAAGAUCUCGGGACGUUUCCGCCGGCUGGAGCAGGUCGCAUGCGAUGACGGCUAUAUCGAACUUCAUGGUGGCAUGCUAGACAUUCUACAUUCGGUGCUCAAUCGAUACGACCCCAUGUACAUGUGGAUUGACUGCUGCUGCAUGUCGCAACAUGACCCUGACGAGAAAGCCGAACAGAUAGCGAUGAUGAAGCACAUCUAUCGGAAAGCGAAGGAGACAGUCAUUUGGCUGGAAGAGCCUUCCGACAACGCCCUUCUGGUCCGUCAGGCCUUCGAAACCCUCAAAAUCGGGUACACGCAUUUCAACAACAUCCAGACCCGACAAGCGUUCGCAAGCAAGUGGGCAUCGACGUUCGCAUUUGUCAACACUUUUGCCUUGAAUCAACUACUCCAAAAGGUCUACUUCUCACGCAACUGGAUGUUGCAAGAAGCUGCUCUCUCUUCGCAAGCUGUCAUCCACUGCUGCACAUAUCGCAUCAAAUGGGCCGACUUUUGCGAGCAACUGGCCUGCCUGAUGCGGAUAGGUUACAUCGAAAUGGUGAUGAUCAGCUACGCCUCGGCCCUGACUGCGAGCGAGGUUUUGCUCUGGUUAGGGAGACACAAAGCGUUCGUCACUCUGUGGCAAGAACUGGAGAAGCAGAGACGACAGCGAGUCGCACCAACGGAACCUCUUCCCCUCAAGCUGAAGCAAUUGAUGCGUCUUACACGAGGUAUGAAUGCUUCCGAUCUCCGAGAUCGAGUCUACGCCCUGCUGGGGCUCUGUUCUGAUGGUGGCGCGAUCCGAGUCGACGCCAGACCGCAAUAUACUGUGGCGAUGCUAUACCACCAAUUAGCCCUGUACUUCACCAAGUCGCAGUCUUCGCGCUGUGACUGCGACGGUUCCGCUUGUCCAGACAACGAACUGAGUUUCAUUGGUGAUGCAGGGACUCGCAGCUGGACCCACGGAUUUUUCAGGGCCUUUGAAGAAAGGCACAGGGCCAGUCUCGAUGCCCUUCCCUCAUGGGUGCCCGUAUGGGAGUAUCGUCUCCUCCGAUCAAUGUGGACCGAGGCUCACAGCGCAGGGUACAAAGCUGGCGGCGGAACUAAGCCUUCUGUCUGGUACGACCCGGACGCUGUGCUGCCCUCCAGCCUGUUUGCUGCCGGCAUCAUCACCUCUCGAAUCCAGUACAUCACGCCCCCUUGCCCGACGUUCGACGAUCAUCUUGAGGUGCUCGAACUCAACGCUACUUCGAAGUUACUCAAAAGCGUGCGAAUCAUGGGCGAGUGGUUCCAAGAGGCGUUCAAUCUACUCCAGCAACGAAUCCCUCCACACCAUUCUCGCACAGAGGACUUCUGCCGCACACUGUGCGGCAACAUCUCGCACAUGGAAGCUGAUUCUCUGCCGCUGGAGGCGCCGCGUGUCCCCAUCUCGAACCCCCGAGAACUGGCGCGGUUUUUCAGCGAUUCCAUGGAGGUGUACCAGUUCCUCGAGUCCCACAAGCACGAUCACGAUGAGUACACGGUCAGGCAAGCCGCAGCGCUCAACAACCACGGUGAAGGUGCGACUAAGUGGUGGGAACUGACCAGUUUUACUUUACCGUAUUCUUCGUUCUUCUCGUCCAACGACGGCAGGAUGGGCUUGGGGCCAAGUCUCGCACGGGUCGGUGAUCGGAUAGCAGUGUUCAACGGCACGCCCAUGCCCGCGGUGCUGCGGUCUGUGGAUCACGGAACGGGGCAGCAGUACCAGCUAGUGGGGCCCGCCUAUGUGCAUGGCUUGAUGGACGGAGAGGCCUUCCAACUCUUUCCUGACAAGGAGGUGCUGAUCUGUCUGGUUUGA